GAGGCGGGGGCGGUCCACGCAGCUCCCCGAGCCAAUCGCUUUGGAGCGCGCGGGUCCCCGGGAGCAAAGCCAGCACUGCGGGGGGAGCCGGAGCGCGCGAGUUGUGGCGGCGGAACCAUGGUGGGCCACCUGAGCGAGGGGGCCAUUGCGGCCAUAAUGCAACAGGGGGAUACAUCCAUAAAACCCAUCCUCCAAGUCAUUAACAUCCGUCCCAUUACUACAGGGAAUAAUCCACCCCGUUAUCGACUGCUUAUGAGUGAUGGAUUGCAUACUCUAUCUUCUUUCAUGUUGGCAACACAGUUGAACCCUCUCGUUGAACAAGAACGAUUGUCUAGCAACUGUAUCUGCCAGAUUAACCGAUUUAUUGUGAACACUCUGAAAGAUGGAAGGAGAGUGGUUAUUUUGAUGGAGUUAGAAGUUUUGAAAUCAGCUGAAGAAGUUGGAUUAAAGAUUGGCAAUCCAGUGCCCUAUAACGAAGGACACGGGCAGCAGCCAGCAGUUCCUCCUCCAGCCUCAGCAGUCAGUCCACCAACCAGCAGGCCCCAGCAACAGAAUGGGAGCUCAGGAGUGGGUUCCACUGUAUCUAAGGCUUUUGGUGCCUCAAAGACAUUUGGAAAACCUGGACUAGGGAACACAGGUUCCAGCCUAGGGAACAGCUCUGGGGGAACACAGGCCAAAGUGGUGCCCAUUGCCAGCCUCACCCCUUAUCAGUCCAAGUGGACUAUUUGCGCUCGUGUUACCAACAAAAGUCAGAUCCGUACCUGGAGCAAUUCCCGAGGGGAAGGGAAGCUUUUCUCUAUAGAACUAGUUGAUGAGAGUGGUGAAAUCAGAGCGACUGCUUUCAAUGAGCAAGCGGACAAGUUCUUUCCCCUGAUUGACGUGAACAAGGUCUAUUACUUCUCUAAAGGCACCCUGAAGAUCGCCAACAAACAGUUCACAGCUGUCAAAAACGACUAUGAAAUGACCUUCAAUAAUGAGACGUCCGUCAUGCCCUGUGAAGAUGGUCAUCAUUUACCCACAGUUCAGUUUGAUUUCACAGGGAUUGGUGACCUGGAGAACAAGUCUAAAGACUCACUUGUAGACAUAAUCGGGAUCUGCAAGAGCUAUGAAGAUGUCACUAAAAUCACAGUGAAGUCUAACAACAGAGAAGUCUCUAAGAGAAAUAUCUAUUUGAUGGACAUGUCAGGGAAAGUGGUGAACGCUACUCUGUGGGGAGAAGAUGCUGAUAGAUUUGACGGUUCUAGACAACCCGUGAUGGCUAUCAAAGGAGCCAGAGUUUCUGAUUUUGGUGGACGGAGCCUCUCCGUUCUGUCUUCAAGCACCGUCAUUGUGAAUCCUGACAUCCCAGAGGCCUAUAAGCUUCGUGGAUGGUUUGACUCAGAAGGACAAGCCUUGGGUGGCGUUUCCAUCUCCGAUGUAAAGGGUGGAGGGAUAGGAGGGAGCAACACCAACUGGAAAACUUUAUAUGAGGUUAAAUCGGAGAACUUGGGCCAAGGUGACAAGCCCGACUAUUUCAGCUCUGUGGCGACAGUGGUGUAUCUUCGCAAAGAGAAUUGUAUGUACCAGGCCUGCCCAACUCAGGACUGCAAUAAGAAAGUGAUUGAUCAGCAGAAUGGGUUGUACCGCUGCGAGAAGUGUGACAGUGAAUUUCCCAAUUUCAAGUACCGCAUGAUCCUGUCAGUAAAUAUUGCCGAUUUUCAAGAGAAUCAGUGGGUCACAUGUUUCCAGGAAUCUGCAGAGGCCAUCCUUGGACAGAGCACUGCUUAUCUUGGGGAGUUAAAAGAGAAGCACACCGGGAGUCAGUGGGCCUGCAGUCAUUUGAGAUCUAGAAGAACGAGCAAGCAUUUGAGGAAGUUUUCCAGAGUGCCAACUUUCGAUCUUUUACAUUCAGGAUCAGGGUCAAACUGGAGACCUACAAUGAUGAGUCUCGAAUUAAGGCCACUGUGAUGGACGUGAAGCCCGUGGACUACAGAGAAUAUGGCAGAAGGCUGGUCACGAGCAUCAGGAAGAACGCGGCGAUGUGAGCCGAGCCUGCUGACGGGCAGGAGUUUGUAGAUAGAGGGCUGAAGCGAGCAGACCUCACACCCCCGCCCCGCCCCACUCUGCCCCACGCAUGACAGCUCCGUGUUGACUGCACGGUGCAGAGCGCCUCUCUUUGGUGGACUAAGCUGUUGCCUCUCAUGCACAUCUGGGAACCCACUGGCAGCAAAAGGAAGGAUGCUCGGAUGGCUGUGGUGUAAACUGUGUCAGACCUCGGGGUCACCUGGCAGGGAGUGUAGAACCAGUCACUCCCUCUCUCUUAGGCUUUUGUCAGUUUUAUUAAGAUUUCAUUAUCUUCAACCAGGAAUUAUGUCGUGAGUAAUUGACCCUAAAUCUUCAGACAGUGGAAUAAAUUAUGUAAGUAGGGUUUCCGCUUCUCCAGUGGUGACACCUUCGCAACUCCGGUCCUUCUCGGGAGGGAGAGCCGAGAAGUAGCCUUGCAGAGGAGCCUGGGUGUUUCAGUACACGUCUUCCUAGAAUUCAAAGGCUCUCUUUCUAGAGGUGCCACACAGUUGUUAAUGCUUGGAAUGGCAAUAGGGUAGAAUUAUUAAUCAAAGUCGUAUCUUUUAUAUCUGAAGAAUAUCCUUCCUUCAGGGCUUAAUAGACUGAGUCAGAUGGGUCUGAUAUUAAUCAAAAUCGUCUCUUCUGAGAGAGGCUGAUAAGCAUUGACUUGCCGUCCCCUAGGGACACCCAGGCAACUACAAAGCACUGCUUUAGUUUUCCCUUCAAUUCAUGUUGCAUUUGGGUUGGUAUGCCUUUUCCACCUGUACAUAUUUCCUGCAUUUGUAUGUUUCUUUUCUCGAUUAAAGCUACGUUAAAUAGAAGGGAUUUUGAAGAGAGAAGCCCUUUUGUUUCCAUUGCUUUGUUUAAUAAACAGUAUAUUCUCUGCUC
Hippopotamus amphibius kiboko is the source of this 2931-nucleotide messenger RNA. It is a transcript of the gene RPA1, whose product is annotated as replication protein A1. Gene Ontology annotation, biological process: double-strand break repair via homologous recombination; meiotic cell cycle; DNA replication. Bases 118 to 1947 code for a protein of 609 amino acids. Gene Ontology annotation, cellular component: DNA replication factor A complex; nucleus. NCBI's taxonomy places the organism in Eukaryota, Metazoa, Chordata, Mammalia, Artiodactyla, Hippopotamidae. The transcript is spliced from 18 exons. Gene Ontology annotation, molecular function: damaged DNA binding; single-stranded telomeric DNA binding. The record is from RefSeq and is a predicted model, not a curated record.